Ooceraea biroi (clonal raider ant) is the source of this 1551-nucleotide messenger RNA. Its product is annotated as maf-like protein Cbei_0489. The record is from RefSeq and is a predicted model, not a curated record. Gene Ontology annotation, molecular function: nucleoside triphosphate diphosphatase activity. Lineage: Eukaryota; Metazoa; Arthropoda; Insecta; Hymenoptera; Formicidae.
UUCAGCAGAAACGGUUACGUCAGUAUCAAAUGUUAUUUAUUCGCGUUUUCAAGUGUUAAUUAAUCAUUACCGUGUCUCCGUGCAACGGAAAAUGUUGGAAUCAACCGUUCAAGCAUUGGCAAAUGGCAGGGUGAUUUUAGCCAGUGGAUCUCCAAGGCGGCAUGACAUAAUGAAGCACUUGCGUAUAAGCGCAGAGAUAAUACCAUCCCUGUAUGAUGAGAACCUGGACAGGUCCAAAUAUGACAAUCAUGGGGAAUACGUUCAGGACAUAGCCAAGUACAAGGUGCUCGAGGUGCACGAGCGUUUAAAAGCAGAUCCAGUGUCCCCAUUGCUGAUCAUAGGAGCAGACACAAUGGUGACAACGGACAAUGUCAUUUAUGGGAAGCCGCGUGAUGAAUCGGAAGCUUUUCAAAUGUUAUCUAGCCUAGCAAAUAAGCAACACGUUGUCUACACUGGCGUAUGCCUAAAGACACCAAAGACCCUAAUCCAAUUCUACGAAUCCACCAAAGUAAAGUUUGGAGAUAUAUCUGAGAGACAAAUAAGAGAAUAUAUAAAAACUGGUGAACCGAUGGACAAAGCCGGAGGAUACGGCUUUCAAGGUACGGGGGGCUGCCUAAUUGAGAAAAUAGACGGUGAUUAUUACACUGUAGUAGGUUUGCCGUUGUAUUCGCUGGCCAAGCGAUUGAACCAAAUAUUUUCCAGCGUUUAGCAAUAGUUUAUUAAUUGUGAAUUGUGAUGAAUAAAAGUUUCACUACAUGCUUAUUAAGCCAAAAUGUAAUAAGAUUUGCGGUAAAAAAAUUAGAAUCGCUCAUAUGUACGAAGAAUUAAAGUUGUCGGUACUUGAAACGCGACGGUUACUGCGGGGAUAGAUUUUAUUACGCUAAAAGCCACGUAAAUCUGCAAAUUCCUGUAUUUGUACAUUUAAUGGUCCGACAUUCCGCCAUAUAAUGGACGUACAUAAAUGCGUGUUAAUAUUGAUAUCGCGUUCAUUAAUAUUCAUGAUUAUAUCGCGCGUUGUCAAAGACACAAAGCGAAACGCUCGUCGAGAUCGUAAUUAAAUUAUUCAACAUAGAUUUCGUUAUCAUUCGUAAAAACUUUCUCCGCAUUUGUGUAAAUCUAAUCUGUGUAAAAUAUAUUGUAUUAUAUUAUACAAUUUGUUCCAUACACGGUAAAAUCGGAGAAAAAAUAAACAGAUCGUAAUCGCCGUGACGUGUUUUAUCGUUUUCUGAUAGCAAGACCUGAUUUAUUCAGGAUUAAAUAUUUCGUUUAAUCCUUCACAUUUUAAGGAGAAAAAAGGAAAGCGAACAUUGCAACGGUGAAAAGAAUUGUAACUCUUUUGAAAGAACGACAAAGUGUCUGAUUUCGCGAUAACUUCUACAACAAAAAUAUUUUUCGUUCUUUCAAUGAAAUAUAUCGAUUUGCGAUAUACUGAAAACAUUGCGAUAGGUUAACGAUAAACCCGAUAAACAUGAUAAAUAUAAGAGAUAGCCGAUUUAGUCACUCUUAGCAGUGCAUGUCUGAACGAAAUAAAAGCUACGUUUUGAAGAUUAA